This is a messenger RNA of Actinia tenebrosa (Australian red waratah sea anemone), 2362 nucleotides long. RefSeq names its product pleckstrin homology domain-containing family A member 1. The record is from RefSeq and is a predicted model, not a curated record. NCBI's taxonomy places the organism in Eukaryota, Metazoa, Cnidaria, Anthozoa, Actiniaria, Actiniidae.
GCAUAUUAUAAUUAUGUUAUAUUGGGGAUGAUGAUGCUGCUCCGAUCUCUGAUAUUUUGAGCCUAUUUUACUUCCAAAAAGAUUGCUUGAUUGUCAUUAAUUUCUAUUCUAUCUGAACUGGUUAUUUUGUCGUACGGUUUAAGGCCUAUUUUCAAGGUCUGUUGAUCGCCGAUCGAUGUUCUAGGAACGGGUGUUUACGUAUCUGUUCAAACAUUCCAUCAAACAUGCCGUACAGAGAUGACUUUUCCCGUCUUUGUGGAGCAAUCUUCUACAAGGACAAAGAUGGUAACUGGGACCGUAAGCUGGCUAUUUUAGACGAGGAAGAAUGCCUGUUUCGAUUUUUCAAUCCUUAUGCUUUUUGUCCGAAAACUGAAAAACUGUGGAAUUGUCCUGAUGGAGAAAUCAACACUAGACUCAUAACAAAGAUAGAGAAGAAAGAGGACUCAGCAAGUGAAGAGUCAGUUUCCCAGUAUUUUGAGAUCCAGAUGUUUGAUACCGCAAAGCAUUUUCUGAAAGCAGAAACCGAAGAAGAGAUCGAUGAAUGGAUAAACAAUCUACACAGAGUUGUUGUUGAUCCUACAAGACGCCAAGAAGGUAAAAUAAGAAGAACUAUCAAAAACACCUUGCCGAGAGAAAGUGAGCAAAAGGCGCCAACAUCAGAAGCUCAACUAGACCAGUCCCCUGAGCAUAUCAGUUAUGAAACAAAGAUCAUAGGAGGAGUUGUCGUGAGAAGACCUGUUUCAAAGAAAGUAGACUCAGAUACAGAAAGUCUAUCAGGAGGCUCCCACUUCCGUUCCAUGUCAGGGGGGCCUGGCAUCAAGACCAUCAAGGAGGGAUACAUGUAUAAAAAAGGAGCUGUUGUCAGAAACUGGAAGAAAAGAUACUUCAGACUGGAUAGGAAUAAACUUGGGUAUUAUGAGAAAGAUACGGACAAGGAGCCCAUAAGGUCAAUAGCAAACAUUGAUAUAAUGUUCGUACGAACUUGUGCAAGCAAUGAAGGAAACAGAGAGAACUUGUUCGAAGUUAUAACACCUUCAAGAACAUUUACAAUACAGGCAGACACUCAGGAAGAAAUGGAGAGCUGGGUCAAAGAAAUACAGAAGACUACAAAUUCAAUACAAGGAAGAUCAAGUAGUGAUCCGCUGUGACCAGGUCAUAUUGAGAUUAAUAUGUAAUGAAACUGCUUCUACGACUACAACAACAGUGACUGACAAUAAAAGAUGCUUGUCUGUGAGCUACUAUUCAACUACUGCUGUUUAACAACGUUUAAAAUGCCAAUGCAAAACCUAACAAGUAUUGGGAGUUCUACAAUCUGUUUUGCUUAGAUCAUAGUAGUAUAUCUUAGUAAAACUAGAUCUAAUUUUCGUUUGUGGGUUUUCCUAAUAACCUGUGAGAUGAAAGUAUAGGUAGUUUAAGCUAAACUUCAUUGUAGUAUCAAGGUAUCGGCUGCCUUCACUUUCUUUUAUAUAUAUAAAGGAGUGUGAGAGAAAGAGAGAGGAAAAGAGAGAGUCGUAUAAAGAAAAAGAAUUGCAAACUAUAAAGAAGGAAUGAUAGAGAGGGAAAACGACAGGCACUAAGCAGAGAAAAAAAUUGACGUUUAAAGAAAUAAUAUUUGAAUAUUGCGAAAAGGCGCUUGUAAACGAUGGAGUCCAGCUUUCUCGGCUAAAUAUUUCAUUGCUAGAAAUUGGUUAAAUGAGCCUUACGUAAAGAUAGUUUAUUCAGUAGUUAUAUAUCUUUAUCAUGAACUACUUGUGGCUGUGUCCAAGCAGCGUGUUUUUGCUUAUCGUCCUUGUUUCGUAUUUUUUUCAUGAUACACAGCCUAAACGUAUAAGUUGUUUAGUAAAGAAAUGCUAUUAGAGAGAAAGGUUUUUCAUGGAGAGAGAUGUGGUCUAUAGUUGUGACAUCAGAAAAGACUCAAAGCCUAGAAAAUCAUGGGUUUGGAAGUAGAGGCGAGAAUAAAGGAUGGCAGGAAAAGUCUCUUCUUUACCUGGUUUUCUUCAUCCAAUGUCAUAUUCAUCCCAUUCCACUUCAAGUCCAUCCAUCCACGUCCUCCACUUGUAUAUGAAGGGUAAAAGUGGACAAAAGGAAGAAAUACUGAGCAUCGGGGUACACAUAUUUGUAUGGAAGUUGGUAUAACAGUAAUAAUCUUUCUAUGACAUUUUUCUUGAAAUCUCCCUCGUCGGUCUUCCCCUACGUUAUUAAUAUAAGUGACCAUAUCCUUGACCACUGAAGCCAUUACAAAAUUAUGAAAAACGAGUUCACGAGCGUCCAAGUGGAAAAUUCUCCACAAAGUAGUCAUUUAUAGUGGAAAAGGUUUAAUAUUUUUUACUUUUUUAUGCAAAAUAAAUGUGACUUGUUUUUA